This is a messenger RNA of Puccinia graminis f. sp. tritici CRL 75-36-700-3, 2788 nucleotides long. RefSeq lists its product as uncharacterized. The record is from RefSeq and is a predicted model, not a curated record. Gene Ontology annotation, cellular component: nuclear envelope; mitotic spindle; kinetochore. Bases 193 to 2661 code for a protein of 822 amino acids. Gene Ontology annotation, biological process: attachment of mitotic spindle microtubules to kinetochore; mitotic spindle assembly checkpoint signaling. The transcript has 4 exons. NCBI's taxonomy places the organism in Eukaryota, Fungi, Basidiomycota, Pucciniomycetes, Pucciniales, Pucciniaceae.
UCAGCCGAAUGCCCCACGGCCCCACCCACGGCUGACAUGUGGCCCGCUGGAUGGUGCCGAGUUGACAGUCGACUCAGAAGAACACCGAAGGAUCUCAACAGCGUAUCGUUCGACUAGGAUGAGGGGAUAGCUCGAAGAGACUGCAUCGAUUGAACUACAUAGCUAGUCGUAGCACUAGGACGACAGCUCGGGAUGACUGCUCAGCCGACUCCCCCCUCGGCCAAACCAGGCUCUGAUCGGACACUCCAGCGCAAGAUAAGUACGAGCAGACUGCCCAUGGCCAGCUCGACCAGCUCCUCAUCCAGGAUACUACGCUCCAGCUCCAAGGAGCCUCGUGAUACUCAAAUGUCUAAAAACAACAAUAACCAACCUCCCCACUCAUUGAAACGCAGCUUGAAUGAAAAUGAUUCCUCCCAAUCUGCCGCCAGUGCUAAGAGGCCCUCUCUGUGGACGAGGGGCCAAAGGCUGGAGGAUAUGACCACGCCUGCUCCAGCACGACAUACCGCCAUACCGCCAUCGACUUUGCAAAGCAGCAGAACCCGUCAAUCUCAGCCUGAGCAGGUUCUUCUAGCACACGACAAGGCAAGAGAACUCAGUAAGAAGCUCGAGGUGGCCCAUGAGGAAAUCAGUCGACUCGAACACAAGGAUUCUCAGACUAGCGAUCGUGAGUUGGGCUUAGAACGCAAGGUACUGGAUCUCCAGAGAGAGUUGCGUGAGACGAACCUCCGACUAGAGGAUCGUGAGGCCCGGGUCAGCAAGCUCGAACAGGAUCGGAUCAUCGUCAGUGGGCAGAUCGAUGCCCAGGAGGAAGAACGACAGAAAGCGAUCCAGACAGCUGAGGAGAAAGUCAAAAAAUACAAGGCAGCAGCGUCCGCUGCAAAGGAUGAAUUGGGCAAGCUCAAGGAGCGUAACACAUCCUUGGAGCAACACGUCAGAUUAGCCACCCAUAACGAAGCACGUGCCAACCAACUCUCAUCAGACUCUGCAAUACGCAUCCGAUUCCUUGAAGAAGACAAGUCACGCUUACAGGCGGAGAACCAUCAACUCAGCUCGAACAUCGUCCAAUACCAAUCCGAGAUCGAGAAACUUCAUCAACAGAAGAAUCAACAGGUCGGCUCUGGCUCGGGUGACUCCUCUUCCCAUCGGGAUGUCAUCAGAAAGGAAUUGAUUCGUCACGUUGACCGAUACAAAGAUAUGGAACAAGCUAAUGCACGCAUGACACGCGAGCUUGCCACAUUGAGAUCUCGCCAUUCUAACGUCGAACUGCUCAAGGAAGAGAACCACCAGCUCAAACAACGCCUCAGACACUUCGAUCAAGCCCGGCAACAGUUGGCAUCAACCGAAGUCAAGCUUGCCAAGCUGGUCCAAGAACGCGCCGAAUGGGCGGUCUUCAUCAAAGAAAACCAAAACGAGUUCAAGAGUCCUCGGGAGUUUUUCAAGUCUCUUGGCGGCAAGCGAAUCGAAAAUGCCAGCCUGAGAGCCAGAUUGGGUUCGAUGGUGUCUAAGAUCAAGAGUCGUGAUCGGAUGAUUGGCGAGUUGGAGACUCGAUUAGAAGAGGCCGACCAAGAACGGAACAUCGAGUUUGCAGAAAAGAUCAAAGCUCAAGGCCAAGCCCAAAUAGCCGAAAGAAACCGAGAGCUUGAUCGACGACGGGUUCACAUCUUGAAUGAACAACUCAAGAGCUACACGAACGAAGAGAAAUCGCUCUAUGAUGGGGUCAAUUAUGACCAACAGAAAGAUCUCCGAAUUACUCAGUUACAGGAACUCCUCGAUAGUCAUCAAGAUGAACUGGCUCGUGUUCAACGUGAAGCGGCUGAGCUUCGACAACAACUUCACACUCAAUCAACUCGCUCACCAUCUGUUUCCGCGAAUUCCGAAUCACGCAGUACCGAGAAGGGGCAGGCUUUGACUACAUCUCUAUCUGAGCAGAUCGAUCGCAACGAAGAACUCGAGCAGGAACUGGAUGAACUGACGGACGCAAAAGAGAUGUUGAAGAUGGAGGUGGACUCAUUGCAGCUUCAGGUUCAUCGAUUGGAGCGAGACCUGGGUCGGGGGGAAUUCAAUCCGUCGACGACCCAAGUUCUGUGUCCGGAAGGCUCGCCAGUGGAAGUCGAACAGGCCAUCCGAAGCUCGAUGUUAGAAGGCUUGAAGGCCGAGAAUGCGGGGUUGUUGAAGCAGAUCUCGAAGCUCGAGAAGGGGCUCAAGCCGAGUGAAGAGCAAGAAUCAACCGGCAGUCUCGUCCCACGAGAAUCGCUGGUCUCGAGCCAACAAGAGAUCGAACGACUGCAAGCCGAGGUGGCCAGACAGAUCAAGGCCCGGGAGAGAUUGUGUGAGAUGUACCGGGAAACAACGGCGACUUAUAAGCGGGCGAUCUGGGAUAUCUUGGGCUACAGUUUGGAGGCCGUGGCGAAUGGCGAAUUCCGGCUCCGCUCGGCGCUCAAGGACGAGGGCAGUUCAACCAUGCUCUUUGUGCCGGGUAAAGCUGACGGCGCUCAUUUCGAAUUCAAACCUAACCCGAAUAGCUCCUUCCAUCAAUCUUCCCUCGUCGUCAAUCUCUAUGAUCAUUGGGUCCAUCAUCAUCAUUCUAUCCCUGCCUUUACUGCGGCUUUGACUCUCGAUUUGUUCAACUCUAAAUCCACGGCUUCUUCUUCUUCUUCUUAAUAAGCUUCUGCUCUCUCUCCUUCUGAAUCGUUCCCUUUCUUGUUUGUUUGAACAUCUUAUUUUUCUUCUCUUUUCAUUCUUAGAAUUAACCAAAAUAAUAUAUUGGCGGGCUUCACCAUACAACUUG